AAUUUCAAAGGUUACAAGGAAAUGGGGCUGGGAAAGCUGUUGUUUAAUCAUUUGCUAACCUUCCUGAACAUUCCACUUCCUCCAAUUGCAAAAAUGAACAUGGACACUAGCAAACUACACUGGGGACGUCAAGAAUACAAUCUUGGAGAGUUUGCUGAAAAAUUCAAGGACUCCUUUCCUAAGAUCAUCAAUGUGACGGUGGGCUUUCUUGGACAACAGGAACUGGACAGUGUCAGCUCAAGCACACACAUCAUGGUCCACUCCCUGCUCUGCCAGCAGAGAGCAGUGUUUGAGAGCAAACAUGGGAAAGUCCUGUCCCUACCUGUCACCAUCUCCACUGUAGGCUUCUACAUAAUCCGAAAUGAUAGACGAGAAGGACCACCAAUCAGUCUUCAGGCUAUUUUGGAGUCCAACCCACUGCCAGUCAUCAUCCAACCAAUAAUGCCACUCGUCCUGCCGUGGCUAUCAGGUCAUAGGCUGGACACACUGACAAUCACACGCACCUAUGAGGAGCAGUUCUUAAUUGGGUUUCCUUUCAGCAGCAAAGGAUUUCUCUCCAGACACACUCCUCUGGUGCUGCCCAUGUAUAUGAAGGAGGUGCGUAUUGCACUGGCAGAGGGGAUGGAGGGACUCGAUCAGGGCCAGUUCGAGGACGCCUGUGCUACAUUGGGGGGGCAGAUCGAUGAACUGGCCCUCAGGAACCUUUUCAUCUUUCAAGAUAUCACCAUUUUGAAUAAGCAACAGUUGAUUGAAAAGGGUCACGAAUACAUGGAGGUGAAGCCAAUCUACAUGAGCCUGAAGAACCAGGGUGAUGAAAUCUACCUCUACCAGCACCUUGACUUUGAGACAACCGAGCCUCCUACUUUACAGAGAAAAGCAGCAAGACCCCCACCUCUACCCCCUAAACCACAAUAUUUACAAAUAGCUAGACACAAACUUCCACCCCUUUCUCCAUCAUUGGAGAACAAUUCCCAGUCCUACUCUGGCGGCUCAUGGCACCCACUCUUCUGCUCCUUAGCAGAGGUGCCCUCUAAUCUACGGGACCUGAGUGUGGCACAGGUGUGCUCCUGCCUGCGACUGCUCAACUUGGACCAGUACUGCCAGGCCUUCGAGAGGGAGCAGAUUGACGGGGAUCUGUUGUACACAGUUGAGCCCAGCAUGAUGACGGAGACCCUGGGUAUGGAGAGCCUGCACGUGGGCAAGCUUCUCCGCUUCCGAGAGGGCUGGAGGCCCUUACUUGGGUCUUCUGGAGCUGAGCAGGUCGGGUAGUAAUGGAUUACCUGUAAUGGGGAUUAUAAUCAGAUUAUUCAAAUUUCAUUGCCAAUUUGGGAUCAAAACAACACUAAACACUAGAAGUGACAUUUUGUACUCUUGUGCUGGAUGGUAAAUUAUUUACAUAUUUUAUGUUAGGCUAAGUACCAUUUACAUUAGUAAUGGCUAAAGAGUCAUUCAGAAUAAAGGCUACUUUUGGAGUAAUUCCUGCUGGGAAGCAAACAUUCAUCCACACAGCAUGAUUAAAAGCACAGGUUUCAGGCCAAUAGCCUUGUCUUGCUGUCACACCACAGGGUCGGUGGAGUCACAGACGUCAUUGACAUUUUCAUUUACAUUGUCAAAAUGUAAUUGACUUUCAGUCACUUAAUUUACCACAACUACAGCAAUAAGAUACAGAAAUAAAUACCUACAUGAGGUCCAAGAAAAUAAACAUAACAUUCCUGACAUUUAAUCCUAGUAAAAAUGCCCUGUCUUAGGUCAGUUAGGAUCAUCACUUUAUUUUAAGAAUGUGAAAUGUCAGAAUAAUAGUAGAGAGAAUGACUUAUUUCCGCUUUUCUUUCUUUCAUCACAUUCCCAGUGAGUCACAAGUUUACAUACAUUCAAUUAGUAUUUGGUAGCAUUGCCUUUAAAUUGUUUAACUUGGGUCAAACAUUUCAGGUUGCCUUCCACAAGCUUCCCACAAUAAGU
Molecule: messenger RNA, 1959 nt
Organism: Salmo salar (Atlantic salmon)
Lineage: Eukaryota; Metazoa; Chordata; Actinopteri; Salmoniformes; Salmonidae
Molecular function (GO): protein binding
Source: RefSeq, a predicted model, not a curated record